This is a messenger RNA of Acanthoscelides obtectus, 515 nucleotides long. Lineage: Eukaryota; Metazoa; Arthropoda; Insecta; Coleoptera; Chrysomelidae. The record is from the annotation of a GenBank genome assembly.
AUGUCCAUUGCUCAGAGCAGACGAUAUCAAAUUGGAUUACUGUCAAUACACCGGAAUAGUCCUUAUCGCUAUAUCCGAUUCUUUUCCUCCUUUUUCCUUUGCUCUCCUAAAUAUACUCGUACUUUUGAUAUUUCCAAUUUGUUUCGCGACAUUCCUGAUAUCAUUCGCCAUUAUUCUGAUAUUUCAGUGACAGCUGUCUCCAAUUUCAAAUUUCACGUCGUCAUAUACUCACAUCUGCGACUAAAAUUAAUUCCUGCGGAAUACCUGUGUUAACAAAAAGUUACCACGGAUAUAUUGAAAUAGGAAGCAAGCCUACCACCAAUUUGCAGAGACGUCCUGAAAAGCCAUACUAGUGAGAUCGAAGCUAGCUGAGGAGCGCAUCAGUCCACAGUUGACCAAAACUUCUUGUACCAUCAAAAGCAACGGUCUCAGCUUCCCCAAACGGCAAGACAAGCUUCAUAAACAUGUGUUAUAAACAAGGUUGUGUAAAUAAUAAUUUUGUUUUUAUCCGUCCA